Molecule: messenger RNA, 1932 nt
Organism: Solanum lycopersicum (tomato)
Lineage: Eukaryota; Viridiplantae; Streptophyta; Magnoliopsida; Solanales; Solanaceae
Product: polygalacturonase At1g48100
Biological process (GO): carbohydrate metabolic process
Molecular function (GO): polygalacturonase activity
Source: RefSeq, a predicted model, not a curated record
UGUAAGUAAACAUAAUUGAAACUACUUGCAUAGUCUUUCCAACUUGUUUACAAGUGCUGGUUUUUAGUUGGUGGUCACAUAAACAACUUCAUUUUUGUUGUUUUUUUGACUUCCAAGAACGUGGGUGCCUUGCCUUAUAUCCUUCUAACUUCUGAAAAAACCUACUGAUAAUGACAAAAAUAAGCAUGAUCUUUUUAGUCUAGUGAGAAUUGACAUUUUAGUUUUCUAUAUAGGAUUAGUGAGGGGUCUAGUAAAAACAAGUAGCCAAAUUGUGUUACUUCACUUCCCUUAAGUUCUAUAAGUACUCUGUUUUAGUUUAAAAAAGCUAUACUAGCUGGACACAAAUUAUGGAAUUCACUAGAUUUUGCUUCUUGGUUUUUUCUGUUUUCUUGAUUUCCUAUGUUUUUUCAGUUCAUGGUAGGUUUUAUGAUUACCCCAAAGUGUCGCGUUUUCGUGCAUUGUCACAAAUAUCAAUGCCACCUUUCCCUGCCCCUGCCCCUGGCCCUGGCCCUGCCCCUGCUCCUGAACCUAAGGGUGAUCCAAAAACUGAGAAUGUGAAGAAUUCAUCAAAUGAUUAUGCAGCAGGCAUUUUCAAUGUGUUGUCUUAUGGGGCUGUUGGUGAUGGUGUGAUAGACGAUACACAAGCGUUUAAGAUGGCUUGGGAUACUGCUUGUCAAGUUGAUUCAGCUAUUCUACUAGUUCCAAAACACUAUUCUUUCAUGAUCCAAUCCACAAUCUUCACUGGUCCUUGCAAAAGUGGACUAAUUUUUAAGGUUGAAGGAACCAUUAUGCCACCAGAUGGACCUGAUUCAUGGCCAAAAGGUGUCAGUAAGAAACAAUGGUUAGUCUUUUACAGAAUUGAUGGGAUGUCAAUGCAAGGUGGUGGACUCAUAGAUGGUAAAGGAGAAAAAUGGUGGAAUCUUCCGUGCAAACCACAUAAACAGGGGAUAAAUGGAACAACACUACCUGGCCCUUGUGACAGCCCUGUGGCUAUAAAGUUUUUCAUGAGCUCAAAUUUGACAGUGCAAGGGCUUAAAAUCAAGAACAGCCCACUGUUCCAUUUCAGAUUUGACAGUUGCCGCGGUGUCCAUGUUGACUCGCUUUACAUAAAAGCACCACGUCAGAGCCCCAAUACUGAUGGAAUUCACAUAGAGAAUACCAAUGAUGUCACAAUAAGAAACUCAAUAAUCUCCAAUGGUGAUGACUGUAUUUCAAUUGGAGCUGGUUGUUACAAUGUUGAUAUAAGGAACAUGACCUGUGGUCCAAGUCAUGGAAUAAGCAUUGGCAGUCUAGGCAUUCGCAAUUCCCGGGCAUGUGUAUCCAACAUUACAGUGGAAGAUUCAACUAUUAAGUAUUCAGACAAUGGUGUUAGGAUCAAGACAUGGCAAGGAGGAUUUGGGACAGUAUCCAACAUUAAUUUCAACAACAUUAGAAUGGAAAGUGUUCGAAAUCCGAUAAUUUUAGAUCAAUAUUACUGCAGCACAAAGAGCUGUGCAAAUCAGACUUCAGCAGUGUACAUAUCUGAUGUGAUUUAUUCAAACAUAAAGGGUACUUAUGAUGUGAGAAGUCCACCAAUGCAUUUGGCUUGUAGUAACAGUGUCCCUUGCACAAAUUUGACUUUUUUGGAUGUGGAGUUAUAUCCUGCUCAAGGACAAAAAAUCUUGGAACCAUUUUGUUGGAAUGCUUAUGGUGCUCUAAUUACUCUUACAAUUCCACCAGUUUUUUGCUUGUUGGAAGGCACACCUCAGUCAUUACCAAGUAAUGAUCUUGAUCAAUGCUGAUACAUGAUUUGCUAAGAAAUACAAACUUGUAAAAGAUGGAGUACUUAAUAGUAUGUAUUAAAGUUUUAGCUCUUCUAGUCUUGUUCCAGAGAGGACUAAAACUUAACUGUAAGCAUGUAUCCAUUUUGUUAAUGAUAUAAAAGUAGUAUAU